CAUCACCAUGGGGGUUCGCGGCUUCCACGGUAUACUUUGGUAUAGUUUGCUUGAUUCGCGUUCACGGUCGCGUCAGGCUUUCAUGUCCUGGUCCCCGAGCGACCUUCCAUCGCUAUCCAAUGCAUCAGGUAACGCUAGCUCUUAUCGCCACCAUUAUUCUGGUUAUAAUAGAAGGGCUGUGAUUUGAUUGAAUGUGGUACUGAGCUAAGGGAGGCCCCGUACAAGUUUUGUCUACGAAGAAUGGGGCUACGAAACCGGCCGGCAAUCGUCUACGUCGUGCGUCUACGUGCAGGCGCAAGCUUCAAGUUACAUCGCCGAUAGCGUUUUACAGGUUUCUAUAUAAAAUUAUACAUUAAUGACCACCUUUAAACAUAACACGGCUGCGCUUCACGCACACACCUUGCAACUGACAUUGGUAGCACACGACUAGACCAGCAACGCAGUCUGCAACACAUUUGACUCCUUGUGUACACGUGAGACUGCAAUUAUGAUGUUAUGGAGACUUGCCAAGGCGGUGGCGCUGGUGUGCCUGGUGUGCCUACUGACAGAGUCCGCCUACGGCACUACUGUGGGCAACACCGGCGGCGGCCUCAGCACGGUCCAGGUGGCGGUGCUGUCAGUGGGCUGCACCCUGCUGGCCGUGAUCGCUCUGGUGGGAGGCAUCUACCUCUGCCACACCUACUGCAGCAGGCACAAGGAGAGCUACCUGUCGCAGUCGGUGCAGGCCGCACAGGACGCCGGCUUCUGGCCCCGCACCGCACGCAUCGCACAGGAGCCCUCUGGAUCCGGAGCCGAGCUCACAGCAGCAGCCGGUAGCGCCCGGCGAGGAGGCCGAGGAGCGGCCGGCCGCGCCGCCACCGCCGCCGGCGGCAACGCUGCUGCUGCUGGCGACGGUGCAGGUGGCGCCACUGUUGAUGCUGACGGCAACGGUGAGGCCCGCGGUCCGGUGUGGAUGACAGCGCAUGUGGGCGGCGGUGCUGGCGACAGCAGUCCUUCGCAGGCUGGCGGCGCCGGCGGCGACGUGGAGGCGGUCGUUGGCGUGCCCAUGACGGCGUUUGGGGGCGCUGGCGGCACAGCCGCGACGGCGGUUGUGAUAGGCGUUCCGGUGGCUGUCCCGGCCGGGCCCGGCAUGCUGUCCACUGGCGGCAGUGGUGACGACGAAGAAGCCCGUGUCACGAGUGCGUACCAGCAACAAGCCGCAGUCACCCUGGUCAUUCCCGUCGCGGCGGCGGCAGCGCCUAUGUCACCAGCGGCGGUGGCGGCGGCAGCGCGGCCGGCGGCCUCGUUGUCGCCGGCGGCGCUGCAACGCCGUGGCUCGGUGGAGACGUCGGGCGUCGCCGCGAGCGCCAUCUCUGCCAUUUCCACCACCUCUGAAUCCUCCUCCUCAGUGGCUUCUUCGCCACGCCGAUCUGCACCGCCGCCGCCGCCACAAUCUCCGCCGUCGGCUCAAACGGCGGUUCGGCCGCUACCGCCCUCAUUCUACAGCCCGACGCGGCCGCUCGCGCUCGCCGCCUCCGCGGCUGCAGCGGCAGGGCCGCAGCGCCGCGGCUGCCUCUCGGCCGUGCCGCCGCUGCAACUGGGGUCCCAUGCACACGCCCCAGCAGCUACCGCUGCAGCUGCAGCUGCUGCCGCGGAGUUGCCGGGAAUGCGGGGUGCUGACUCGGCGAGCUCGGAGCCGUGGGCGCUGUUGAUGCCGCUGUCUACGGAAGGUCCUGUUGUCAGGAGGGCGUCGCCGGGUGCGGCGAGGGCCACACAUGCGGCAGCGGCACUGGCGGCGGCGGCGGCGGCGGCGGCGCGGUACCCGAUCUGCAUUCCCGAGGAAGGCUCGAGCCGCAGGAGCAGCAGGAGCAGCAGCAUCAGUGGGGGAGAGCAUGAGGAGGAGCAGAUGGAGGGGUAUGGGGAGGCGCGUGGCUUUGAUGGUCACCGGAGCGUUGGUGGCAGCACAGUGGUGAUUGGCACGUCCGCGGGAACGCCCUCGCUUAACAGCACGGCUGCAGCUAGCAUCUCUCGUCUCUAGAACUGACUCAAGUAUGACAUUCUGAAAGAGUGAACAUUGGAUGACGUUGGGAAUACCGGUUCUGAGUCACGGACGGGUUCAUGCUGACAGCCUGAGAGAGGGAAGACUGCAUGCCGCGUGUGCACCUUCCGUGCAUGUGCCUGGAGCGGGCGUUGUGACGCGUGCCGGCGCUGGAAGGUUCUCCGCAAGGAGACGCGCCUGGCACGGUGCAUAUAGUAGGUCCGCGUGUUUAAGGCACGGCAAUGUAGCACUCAUAGAUACCGUAUCAUGUGCAGCGCGCGGGUGAAAAGCCCCCAGUCAUCGUCGUUCUUGUGUCAUGGUCCCAGUAGGUCAGAAGGCCCUGCAAUAAGCUGACCAGUGGGCUAGGGCGGGCUAAAAGACUGCGUGCAACUGCGUGAAGCAUGCGUGUCAAUGAUGAAGGCAUCCCCAGCAAAAUGUGACGCUUGGACCUUCCUGCCAAGGGCAGCCUUUGCCCCUGCGCGCAUUGACGGACAGUCACACGAGCCGUGACCCUGUACGGCUUCUGCUAGUCUGCUCCCGCCACCUGGGGUCCGGGGCACGGGUCUUGGACCAGUGCAGUCAGAGCUGAUGAUUGAUGACGCCUCUUAGCGCUCCUUCAGGAUCUAACCGGCACUAGUCAUACGGGAAUGCACCCGGGGACUCACAGGUCAGUAUUCAAACAGUGCCCACAUACUUUCUGCCUGUCGCCCACAAAAUUCUGUGCCUGUGCCGUGUACGCUGUCGCAGGCGUGCGGUUUUGCAGCACCUAGGACCCGGAGAUUGAGGAGCGCGCAACAGCGUUCCAGCUCGCCACUAGCUCAGUUUGCCCCAGCCUCAGGUGCUCAGUUCAUGAUGAGCACUCUGGGUCACGUUGACGCCGGUGACACUGCGGGGCCGGGCAGCCUCCGGCGCGGGGCGACACCUUUCCAUGAUCGUCGAUGCCUGGACUGCGUGCAACUUGUUUCUCGGGACUCAACUGUAUCCGCCACUUGCUUCC
Chlamydomonas reinhardtii is the source of this 3014-nucleotide messenger RNA. RefSeq lists its product as uncharacterized. The transcript is spliced from 3 exons. NCBI's taxonomy places the organism in Eukaryota, Viridiplantae, Chlorophyta, Chlorophyceae, Chlamydomonadales, Chlamydomonadaceae. The coding region runs from base 488 to 2017 and encodes 509 amino acids. The record is from RefSeq and is a predicted model, not a curated record.